AUGAUUUUCUCAGCUCUACGAAAACGACGAAAUAAUAAUGUUUAUCCCAUUUAUAUAAUAAUUAGUUUGGCAAUACUUGCCUUCAUAACGACCGCCGAAUCAAAUAAUAUAGUAAAAAAAGACUCUCAAAAAUUCAUUAAUUCCUUAAUAACACCGAGAGCCUUAUAUCUUCCACGCGUAAAGCGGAGUCCACUGGAAACUAAGCCGGAAGAGUGUCCUCCGUGUUUUGAUUGUCAUUUAUCAACUUUUGAGUGCUCGCAUUUCGCGAAUUGUAGUGACUUUGACGGAAAGUGCCAGUGUCCUCCUGGAUUUGGUGGGGAAGACUGUUCGAAACCUCUAUGUAAUUCUUUGGCUGAUGGACCUAAACGUCUGCCACGAGGAAUUAACCAAACUUGCGAAUGUUCUGAAGGAUGGACAGGAAUAAAUUGUAAUGUUUGUCAGACCGAUUUGGCAUGUGAUCCGCUUGUUCCGACAGGAGCGAACGGUACUUGCUAUAAGGGCGGGUUAACAGUAAACGAAAAUUUUCAGAUGUGUGAUGUCACAAAUAGGAAAAUUCUUGAUAUGCUUCCUGAUCAACCACCUCAAGUUACUUUCUCGUGUAAUCGUCCCGAGGAAACCUGUGAUUUUCAAUUCUGGAUAAAUGGAACCGAGUCCUUUUACUGUCAUCUGGACGAGUGUGCAUUCAGUCUCGACGUGACUUAUGAUAAAAAUAUCACCGCGUAUAAUUGCAAGAAUAUCAAGUGCAAGUGUAGAGAAGGUGAAAUGUUGUGUGGAAAAGAUGGAAGCAUUGGAGUCUUCCAUCUAUCCCAUAACUGGAAAUCAUCCGAUACCUACGGGCUCUUACAACUUCCUGAAGACGAGUCCUCAAAACUCAUGGCUGACCACGUUCCCGCGACACUACUUUUCCAAGACAUCAGUUACUACGUCGGCGAGAAGCAAGUCCUGAAUUCAAUACACGGGAUCGUGCAUCCCGGUGAAAUCAUGGCAAUAAUGGGUGCUUCGGGCGCCGGAAAAACCAGUUUUUUGGAUAUUUUGGCCAAAAGGAAUAAAGCUGGGCUUGUGAGUGGCGAGAUUUAUGUGAAUGGACGUGUGAUUGAUAACCAGGUGUAUAAGAGUGUUGUUGGAUAUGUGGAUCAGGAAGAUCAUUUGUUGCCUACUUUGACUGUAUAUGAAACUAUUUUGUAUUCUGCUUUAUUAAGAUUGCCGCGGGAAAUGUCGUUGGAAGCUAAAAAGUUCAGGGUACUCGAGACAAUGAGCGAACUUGGUAUUCUAGAAAUCAAAGAUUCCAAAAUUGGUGAAACUGGUCUUGACGCGUACAACGCCUACAACGUCGUCGAGUGCCUCGUUACACUGGCAAGAAACUACAAUCGCACGGUCGUGUGUACAAUCCAUCAGCCGCGAAGUAAUAUUUUUGCGUUGUUUGACCAGUUGUUGUUGCUCGCCGCAGGACAUAUGGUUUAUUCGGGGGAGACAAGCAAGUGUCAAGAGUAUUUCGAGAAUAUUGGGCAUAAGUGUCCGCUGGGCUUCAAUAUUGCUGAUUAUUUAGUGGAUUUGACAAUGUAUGCCGUAAAACCACGUGAAGAAGAAGAUAUCAUAGAUGACUUGCCCGAAGGAAAUUCCACUGCCAUAUCCCCAUCCUCAACUAAUCCUGAAUCCACUCCAGUUUCACGUUUCGUCACCAACCAUCGACCACCACUUCAUAAUCGAACAUCUAUUCAUGAUAUACAAGAUCUUCAACUUUACGCUCCACAACCACCCUCGAAUCAACAGGAACAGGAAAACACACCGUUACUGGAGUUAGAUGAGCGUCGUCAAGGAAGCACAGAUGAUAUUGGUCUAGAUGUUGAGACUGAGGGUAUGAGUGAACAUUUAAGAAUGUUGGUUGAGAGAUACCGACGAAGUUUGGUUGCUUUACAAGUGAAAGAUGAAAUAGAUCGUACUGUAAAUAGUGACGAGCAUGAUCCAGUCUUUACUUCUGAAGAAAAUGCAUCAAUAAGCUCACAUCAACGUGCAUCCUGGCUUACACAAUUUCGAAUUCUCUCGGAUCGUACAUUUAAAAAUCUAUACAGAAAUCCAAUGCUAAUGUUAACACAUUAUUGCAUCAGUGUAUAUCUAGCAAUACUGUGUGGUGCAUUAUAUUAUAAAGUAACGAACGAUAUAGCAGGUUUCCAAAACCGAAUGGGCGUGUUAUUCUUUAUGUGCGCUCUUUUCGGAUUUGGAUGCCUAAGCUCUAUCCAUAUAUUUGCUUCCGAGCGAAUAUUAUUUGUAAAAGAACGAGCUAAUGGAUAUUACGCGCCAAUAACAUAUUUCGCAUCAAAGGUUAUAUUUGAUAUAAUACCUUUACGUGUUGUUCCGCCGAUUCUGAUGGGUGUUAUCAUUUAUCACAUGGUUGGCCUGGUGAAUGGCACAAGCGAAUUCCUUAAAUUCAUACUGGUCUUGGUGUUAUUCAAUCUUACGGCCGCUAGCAUAUGUCUGUGUAUCGGAAUACUAUUUAAAGAAGUUGGCGUUGCUAGUCUGCUCAGCAGUUUGAUUAUGCUGUUUAGCAUGUUGUUUGGUGGAUUGUUUUUGAAUAAAGAAUCUAUACCUGAAUAUCUGGCAUGGUUGAAACACUUCUCAUUCUUUAAUUAUGCUUUUGAGGCGUUAAUCGUCAACGAAGUUGUGUAUUUGCAACUCACAGAACAGAAAUUUGGGCUUUCGAUUGAUGUUCCUGGUGCAACGAUAUUAACGACUUUUGGAUUCGACGCGUCUGCUUAUUGGACAGACGUACUAAAACUCUCCACGUUAUUUGUAUCAGCUCUUGUACUCUCGUUUAUAUGUCUACAAUUCUUUGUUAAAGAAAAACGCUGA
This is a messenger RNA of Ambispora gerdemannii, 2847 nucleotides long. NCBI's taxonomy places the organism in Eukaryota, Fungi, Glomeromycota, Glomeromycetes, Archaeosporales, Ambisporaceae. The record is from the annotation of a GenBank genome assembly.